AUGACGGCAGAUGUGGGCUUGUUGUCCCACAAAGAAAUUGGCAGGGCACGCUCACGCUGCCGUGCAUGGAUGAUUCGAUUGGCGAAACACUUGUCUCCUCUCGAUGCCUAUACCGUUAGGCCUGAUGGCUCCCAGCCGUUGGAUUUGAUUGCAUUGAAUGCGGGAGUACAGGCAGGUGUUAGUCCCUUUGCGCUGCGUCAGGCCCUUCUUGCAUACACACAGCUGCCAGAGGAUAUAUUAAAUAUUUACUUUAGUUCUCUUCUCCCGUUUGCCUUGGUUCAUUCAACGAUGCCUGAAAUGUCAUUGAUGCCACUUGUAACAAAGGCCUUUGGAAUGGAGAUGAUGGUUGAAAAUACCCUUGGGGUUGUGUGCGUGAUUCGUGUGCCGAAUUUAUGGGCCACCGGAUCAUCACCCCGUGGUGGACUUUCACUUCUGUAUCUACUUUGUUGCAGGGCUGGGGCUGUAUUGGAUGCAAUUCGCCGCUUUUUUCAGCCGCCAACAUUAGGAGUGGACGAACGCGUGUUUCAUGGAUCACCACCAGAAGAUGAGGAUGAUGCUGGCGUGCGCGUACUUUUCUGCGAACCGAUCGAGGAAGUGCCGGGACUAUAUAUUGUAAAGGAAUUUAUUACGCAGAUGGAGCAUGACGCCGUCUGGUCGGAGUUGAAAGGACCAAAGGCUGCGGCACUGGAGUUGGAGACUCUCGCCCACCGCAAUGUUGCGCACUUCAACCGACGGUUUUACUAUGGUGUGAAUCGAAUUGGAGUGGAAGGGGAUUCCGUUAAUGCGAAGCCAGCCUUUUAUGACUGGAUGCAGCGACGUCUGAAGAACGAGGAUCCAAGGCGAAAACUGCAGGACUAUCCUUCUGUGGCUCAGACCUUUUCUUGUGACCAACUGACAGUGAACUUUUACAAUUAUAAAGACGGGGAUACGGCUGCUUCAGGUAUUGCCCAUCACGUCGAUUCCCAUGCAUCGUUUAUGGACUGCAUCUAUAUUGUUUCUCUUGGAUCCCAUACAGUUUUGGAGUAUAAUCGACACGGCGUACCACCAGACGUGGCAGAAACCUUUGGUGUUUUUGUGGCGCCAAGAAGUCUGCUGCUCAUGACAGGGGAAUCACGUUAUUCGUGGACGCAUGGGAUUGCUGGGAAGCGGGUGGAUAUUCUUAGUGAUCGAAUUCCCCCCGUGUGGCGCGGGGACCGUGUGAGCCUCACGUGGCGAUGUGGUCGUGAUGCUCCGCACCGGCGCAUCCAUUGUAUCUGUAAGGAGUUGUGCGAUGGUGAGUAA
Molecule: messenger RNA, 1281 nt
Organism: Trypanosoma cruzi
Lineage: Eukaryota; Euglenozoa; Kinetoplastea; Trypanosomatida; Trypanosomatidae
Exons: 1
Coding region: 1-1281 (426 amino acids)
Biological process (GO): oxidative demethylation
Molecular function (GO): demethylase activity; oxidoreductase activity
Source: RefSeq, a predicted model, not a curated record